UAUUUAGCGCAAUGACUUAACCACUAAACGUCCAAGUACAUAAUAUUACGUUGACAUGCUUUUAAAUGAGGAUCUUAAGUGGUUAAAAUAGAAAAAAUGCUGUACGAUCGAAGUGCUACGCCAAUGAUACACGUUCUUUUAGUUUAAUCGGUAUGGCUGCCGCGAGACUUGCGGACACUUGCGGACAGACAGAUCGCGUUGCGACACGCAAGCGAGCAUUGUCGGGUGUCCUUAAAUGCAACUUUCAUUCAAUAGUGCACAAAGUAAAUACGCGUAAAUAUUAUUCUACUGCACGCUGGUGAUUAACAAUAUAACAAUAAAUUGUUUAAAGUGGUGAAAAAUUAUGAAAGGAUUGACAGAAGACCUAAAAAGAAGUGAAAUUGUGACAGGCUUAAAAACAUCUUCAAAGUUAAAUACAGCAACGAUCGAGAUAGAGAAAAUUGAUACGAUUUUUUCUUUUAAAUUCAAUAGAAUAAGUCAAAAUCAGUUAAAUUAAAUGUAUUUAUAAUUAUUAGUUUGUUAUAAAAUGUGAUUAUUCUAAAAAGAUUGUGCCGAUUAAUUGUUCGACUUGAGAGAAAGUCAACAGUUGUUUCAAACGGUAGACACGUAGUUCAAAUUUCAAACUAAACUUCGUGUUGUUACCAAAUCGAGUGCAUUAAAUUAAUUGCAAAGUAUGUGGUUAUGUGGAUACAAAGAAAUUUCUGAUAUAUUGGUGAAAAUUGAUUUGAUAACAUUAGACUGAAAACAUAUUUUUCAUAUUUGUUGUGUAGAAUUCCAAGAGAUAUGUUCAUUUGCAAUUGUUUCCCGUUGUGUCGAGUGAACGACUGAAGCCGGAUAUGAAGAACGUAAAAGGAUCAUCGCAAAAAAAACGGGAAAAAAUAGCGGAUGCAUUGGACACGAAUGAACGGGUGGCAUGAAUGACAGAUGUGUGUUUGCAUAGACACGAUCCAUCUCUUAAGGUGUUCCGAAUUAGCGUGGCUUAAUUUAAGCAUAUCGAACCACGGUAUCGGUGGAUCGAAUGCGGUCGCAUUCAUAUUUAAUGUACCGUAGACCAAUGUAACGCAAUGUUCGUCAGAUUGGCCAUCACUAUUACGGCAUUUUGCCUGUGGAACGGAGUUGAUGACAUUUUUGAUUACAUCAAAAAGCCACUAUGGAAAACCAAAGUUUUGGAAAUUAUCUUACUAGAAGCUUGUGGUAUUUAACCUGUACUUUCUAAUAUGUCCGGAGAAAGCGUCGACGAGAUUUCCUUCGACGUGCGUCUUGGGUAAAUGUGAAACUAGAAUACAUUUUAGAAUUUACAAUUGAAAAUAAAAAAAGAAAACGUUUUAACUGAUCCAUGUUUACAAACAAAUUAAUUUUUGUUCUUGAAUGGAUAAAAAAGUCUUCUCCAGGUUUAGGAAGUCAAUUCAGUGACAACACACCUCCCGUCAUGUGGAUAGAUCGAAAUUUGGUACUUCAAGAUUCAGAGCCCGUUGGAAGUAUUGUAACUAGAGCUCGUGCAGAAGACAACGAACAAGGUCAACUGACCUACGGUCUUGAAUCUCUUAGACAUGACUACAGUGGAAACGACAGUCCGCAACCACCGCUUCCCUUCUUUAUUGACAAUCGUACCGGCAUUAUCUACGUUAAUGAAACGCUCAAAGACAGAGGAGGGCAGAACCUGUUCCUCUACGUGACCGUCUCCGAUGGUCAACUCACAACAAAGACCGAGGUCUACAUCACCAUCAAGAAUACUUCAAGUCCCAAUGGAGGACACACCAGAAAUCCAUUUUUGGGUCAACACGGUUCCGGUGGAAGAAUACGACCGCCAUUGUUGGGUCUACCUAAUCUACAAAACUACCCUAGGCCACCAUUACCUCACACACCGGUGAUAUCGCCACCAAUAGCGCCACUGUCUAAUGUACCUAAAACGACAAAAUUACAACCGGAAGAAAGAAAACAGAACGAUAGUGAUCCGAAUGGCAGCACCAUUAGUGGCUUCGAAGAAGCUACAGAGGAGAAUGAGGUCGAGGGGCCGCCCCUUAGCUCAAAAAUUGCACCUGCGGAGGCACCGCCUUCUCAAGAUAUAGCGAUGACCUUGGUACCUGUUACAGCGGUCUGCGUUCUUGUAGUGGGCCUCGGGAUGGGUGCCUGGUCUUUAAGAAAUAAAUUCUGUGGCAGCAGGAAAUCUAAAGAAGAUACGAAAGAACAAGCUUCUGUUAGUGUCUCGAAUAUAUCGGACGAUCCAUCUCUUGUUCUAAAAAGAUGGAGAGGACCAAAAGCGCACAAUAAUCGAUACGAGCCCUGGGAAAAAGAGAAUCAGACUAUACAAAAUAAGCAGGAAGAUCAAUGGGAAUUUCCACGACAUCGACUGAAGGUUUUUAACAUCCUUGGAGAAGGUUGUUUUGGUCAAGUUUGGAAAUGCGAGGCGUUGGACAUAGACGGGAAUGCUGGCGCGACUAUUGUAGCUGUAAAGACUUUAAAAGAAAACGCAACGGAAAGAGAACGUUUAGAUCUUGCUCAAGAGUUGAGAGUGAUGAAGAAUUUAGAUCCUCAUCCAAAUGUAGUCAGAUUACUAGGUUGUUGUACAGAACGCGAGCCAAUGUUCGUGAUAUUAGAGUAUGUAAGUGGUGGAAAACUGCAAAGUUUCUUGAGGGCAUCCAGAGAAGAAAGAAACCAUGGUGGACCUGGAUUAACAUCCAGAGAUCUGACUGGAUUUGUUUACCAGAUUGCCAAAGGCAUGGAGCACUUGGCUUCGAAAGGAAUUAUACACAGGGAUUUAGCCGCGAGAAAUAUAUUGAUCGAUGAGAAUCGUGCGUGUAAAGUCGCAGACUUUGGAUUCGCACGAGACAUUGCUGUGAAUCAAAUAUAUGAAAGAAAGUCUGAAGGAAGGCUACCCAUUAGAUGGAUGGCCCCAGAAAGCUUGUAUGACAACAUCUUUUCCGUGAAGUCGGAUAUAUGGAGCUUUGGUGUAUUGAUCUGGGAAAUUGUAACAUUAGGAUCUACACCUUACCCUGGUUUAGCAGCAGCAGAAGUAAUGAGGAGAAUCAAAGAAGGAUACAGGCUAGAUAAACCAGAGCACUGCAAGAGAGAAUUGUAUAAUAUUAUGUAUUAUUGUUGGAACAAAGAUCCAGCUUGUAGGCCAUCGUUUGGAGAACUCGUCGGUCUAACUGAAGGCCUAUUACUUGAUGAAACUGAUUACAUUGAAUUAGACAGGUUCCCAGACCACUCAUAUUACAACGUACUUAAUCUCAGUGGAGAGAAAUUGUAAAUGGUGUAUCUAAAAUAACAUGAAAUUUUGUGAAUGAUUUUCAACUAAUGUAUAAAAUUUUUUAGCAAUUAGAACAUUCAAUUUUGUAUAUUUUUAUCAAAUCUGACUGACUAUAUGUAUUAUUUUCUUUUUCAUAAUAUGAUUUAUACUGCAGUCAAAAUUACACUGUACAUACAAAGCAUUUAUAUCAUUUAUAUCAUAAAUGCUUCGGUUUGAUUACACAGAUUUUUAUUCAAACAUCCUUCAAUAUGUAAAUAUAGAAAACAUAUUAUGUCAUUAGUGUAUUUUAUAAGUUAUUCAAUCGAUGGUAAUUAUUUACAUUAAAAUUGUACAUACAUACUUACAAUUUUA
This is a messenger RNA of Osmia bicornis bicornis, 3601 nucleotides long. It is a transcript of the gene Cad96Ca, whose product is annotated as tyrosine kinase receptor Cad96Ca-like. Gene Ontology annotation, molecular function: calcium ion binding; transmembrane receptor protein tyrosine kinase activity; ATP binding. The coding region runs from base 1337 to 3250 and encodes 637 amino acids. The record is from RefSeq and is a predicted model, not a curated record. NCBI's taxonomy places the organism in Eukaryota, Metazoa, Arthropoda, Insecta, Hymenoptera, Megachilidae. The transcript is spliced from 9 exons. Gene Ontology annotation, biological process: cell surface receptor protein tyrosine kinase signaling pathway; protein phosphorylation; homophilic cell-cell adhesion. Gene Ontology annotation, cellular component: membrane; signaling receptor complex.